AUGCGCCACGCCUCGCCGCCGCAGGAGCUCCCCGCCGCCGGGGGCGAGAUCCAGGCGGCGCUGGCCCCCGCCACCGCCUCCUCCGCCCGCGCGGGCGCCCGCGGAGGCGGAGGCGGCGGCUCCUUCACGGCGCUGCUGGGCCUCCCCACCUCGCAGGCCAUCGAGCUGCUCCUCCCCCGCACGGCGCCGCCGCCCGCCCUAGCCCUAGCCCCAGCCCCAGCCCCCGCCGCAGCGCCCGCGCCAGCCUUCCCCUCCGACCCGCACCUCGUGGACCGCGCCGCGCGCUUCUCCACGUUCGCGCCCCCGUCCCCGUCCUCCCCUUCCCCAGCCCCGCCUCCACCGCCCCCUCCCGCCGCCGCCGCUAACGCCGGCAAGCGCAAGGCCGACACCGUCGACCGCGCCUCCAAGGGGAAGGCGGCGAAGAAGGGGAAGACAGCGGAGGAGAAGCCCGCGGGCGGCGACGGCGACGACGAGAAGCCGGCGUACGUGCACGUGCGGGCCAGGCGGGGCCAGGCCACGGACAGCCACAGCCUCGCCGAGCGGGCGAGACGCGAGAAGAUCAAUGCGAGGAUGGAGCUGCUCAAGGAGCUGGUCCCCGGCUGCAGUAAGGUAUCAGGAACAGCACUGGUGCUAGAUGAGAUCAUCAAUCAUGUUCAGUCUCUCCAAAGGCAAGUUGAGUACUUGUCAAUGAGGCUCGCAGCUGUAAACCCAAGGGUCGAUUUUGGUGGGCUAGAUAGCUUUCUGACCACGGAGUGUGGAAGGAUAGCAGGCUUCAACUGCAAGAACGGAAUCGACUUGGAGCAGGUAACCUGGCCAGAAAUGGGUGUUCAUGGAGCAAGGCAGCUGAUGCAACUUCAACAGCAGUUCUGGCAUGGUGAUUUAGCACAUCCACACCAAGUGGCUUCACAGUGGGAAAAGCGGGGGGACGGCCAUCCUCCCGUCUUUAGCAACUCCAAUCCCUCUCUCUUCGGCUAUGAUCUAACAAGCUCUGGUAAAUCUUUCACGCAGUCCUAUAUCUUCCUGACUGAAUUUAGUUGUUUGUCUCUUACUUCACAUAUCUCAGCCUGGCUUGGCCCACGACUUUUGUCUCUUACUUUGUCCUGCCAGCACUCUCUUGAGAAGAAAAUGUGUACAGAUAGGCGGACCCUACCGGUUGGUGCUGAUGGCCCGAACCCAAUAAAUGCUUGUCCAGAACCAGAAACCAUAUCGCCCCCGUCUUUCUGUUUGGGCUUGGCUGCAUAA
Molecule: messenger RNA, 1242 nt
Organism: Miscanthus lutarioriparius
Lineage: Eukaryota; Viridiplantae; Streptophyta; Magnoliopsida; Poales; Poaceae
Source: the annotation of a GenBank genome assembly